Molecule: messenger RNA, 4733 nt
Organism: Neoarius graeffei (lesser salmon catfish)
Lineage: Eukaryota; Metazoa; Chordata; Actinopteri; Siluriformes; Ariidae
Gene: dgki
Product: diacylglycerol kinase, iota
Exons: 32
Coding region: 267-3086 (939 amino acids)
Biological process (GO): lipid phosphorylation; diacylglycerol metabolic process; regulation of synaptic transmission, glutamatergic
Cellular component (GO): nucleus
Molecular function (GO): protein binding; ATP-dependent diacylglycerol kinase activity
Source: RefSeq, a predicted model, not a curated record
GGUGAGCAGGAAUCUCCCAGAAUGCCCCGUGGAGACCGGAGCGGUUGCGGAUGGAUGCUGCUGCCUCCGGACUGCUCUGAUUAGCCGGUUAGCAUCGCUGCAGCGCGCGCUGACAUUUAAAGCCCCAGCCAGGCGCGUGUAGAGGCGGAGAGCGGAGCGCGCGCCACUGCACAAGUGCUCGGUUUUACCGGCCAGCGACGGUAAACCGUGAAAGACCUCCACUUGGACCGGACAGCAGGGUAGGGGGUCCACUGCGUGGACAGAGCAUGGACCCCCUGACCGCCGAAACGUGUGCGAAGGAUGAGUGGAGUGAGUCACUGAGCGGCCGGCUCGGAGCGAGCGGCGGGGAGGCGAGCGAGCAGCAGCCGCGCUGUGAGAGGGACGAGGCGGCCGCUGCAGAGGAGGCUCUGGAGGAAAAAAUGAAAGGUCUGGCUUUCAGGAAACAGAUUUCAUACAGGAAAGCCAUAUCUCGCUCAGGCCUGCAGCACCUGGCCUCAGUCCAGAAGCCUCUCCCUGCUGUGACCAACGGACCAGCCAAGGAGCUGCGUGCCACCAUCGACUGGAGUGAGAACGCAGUAAAUGGGGAGCACCUGUGGCUGGAGACCAACUGCUCUGGAGAGAUGUGUUACCUGGGCGAGGAGACAUGCAUGGUGAAGAUUGCAAAGUCAGCUCCCCGAAAGAAAUGUGCAGCGUGUAAGAUCGUCGUUCACACAGCCUGCAUCGAGCAACUGGACAAGAUCAAUUUCCGCUGUAAGCCUACGUUUAGGGAAGGAAGCUCUCGAAGCAUCCGAGAUAACGUGUUAAGGCAUCACUGGGUCCAUCGACGACGACAAGAUGGAAAAUGCCGCCAGUGUGGCAAGAGUUUCCAGCAGAAGUUCUUCCACAGUAAGGAGAUUAUUGCCAUCAGCUGCUCAUGGUGCAAGCAGGCUUUCCACAACAAGGUCACGUGUUUCAUGCUGCAACAGAUUGAGGAACCUUGCUCUCUGGGCGCUCACGCUGGAGUUAUUGUACCUCCCUCUUGGAUUAUUAAAGUCAGGAAGCCACAGAGCUCGUUCAAAAACUCCACACGAAGGAAAAAACGGACCUCUUUCAAACGAAGAACCAGCAAAAAGGGCACAGAUGAGGCAAAAUGGCGGCCAUUUAUGCUGAAGCCUGUGCCUUCGCCACUAAUGAAGCCUGUGCUGGUGUUCGUUAACCCUAAGAGUGGGGGAAAUCAGGGGAACAAGUUGCUGCAGAUGUUCAUGUGGAUACUGAAUCCUCGGCAGGUGUUUGAUCUCUCCCAGGGAGGGCCAAGAGAAGGGUUGGAGUUGUACAGGAAAAUGCCAAAUCUUCGCAUCCUUGCCUGUGGCGGUGACGGGACGGUGGGCUGGAUCCUCUCUGUGUUGGACGAAUUGCAGAUGAGCCCACAACCUCCUGUUGCUGUUCUUCCUCUUGGCACAGGAAAUGACCUCGCCAGGACACUCAACUGGGGAGGAGGUUACACAGAUGAGCCGGUGUCUAAGAUCCUGUGCCAUGUGGAGGAUGGUACCGUUGUCCAGCUUGACCGUUGGAAUCUGCAAGUGGAGCGUUCACCUGCACAGCCCGAGGAGGGCACCCAAAAGCUUCCUCUGAACGUGUUCAAUAACUACUUCAGCCUUGGCUUUGAUGCUCAUGUCACCCUCGAGUUCCAUGAAUCUAGAGAGGCCAACCCUGAGAAAUUCAACAGCCGCUUCCGCAACAAGAUGUUCUAUGCAGGGGCUGCCUUUUCCGACUUCCUACAGAGGAGCUCCAGGGACCUGUCCAAGCACGUCAGAGUGGUGUGUGAUGGUACAGAUCUCACAGCCAAAAUCCAGGAGCUGAAGUUCCAGUGCAUUGUCUUCUUAAACAUUCCCAGGUACUGUGCAGGGACCAUGCCCUGGGGUAACACAGGUGACCACAGAGACUUCGAACCUCAGCGGCACGAUGACGGCUGUAUCGAGGUCAUCGGCUUUACUAUGGCCUCCCUGGCGGCGCUGCAGGUUGGAGGUCAUGGUGAGCGACUACAUCAGUGCAGAGAAGUGAUUCUCACCACCUACAAAACGGUGCCCGUGCAGGUGGAUGGAGAGCCAUGUCGCCUGGCACCAUCUACACUCCGUAUCUCACUCCGUAACCAAGCCAACAUGGUGCAGAAGAGCAAGAGACGCACAUCUGUUCCACUGCUCAAUGACCCUCACGCAGUGCCUGAACGCCUACGACUGCGUGUCAAUCGCAUCGGCCGGCACGAAUAUGAAAGCUUGCAGUUGGACAAGGAGCGAUUGCGAGAAGUCUCGACCCCUGUUGGCAUCGUGGUAGUAAGAGGAGACUGUGACCUAGAAACUUGUCGACUCUACAUUGACAGACUGCAGGAGGAUCUGCAUCAGACUCCCUCUGCUGGUCAAAGAGUGCACUAUCAGGAUGAGAGCAGAGGCUUAUCCCGACUUCCUUCUGCACACAGACUCUCAACUAACUGGAGUUUCUUAGACUCCACAUCAGCUGAUCGCUUUUACCUUAUAGAUAAGGCUCAGGACCAUUUGCAUUUUGUGACAGAGAUUUGUCAGGAUGAGGUGUUCAUCCUUGACCACGAGGCACCGGCAGUGAACCAGGCCAGAGUCCCUGAAAUGCCAGAUGUAGUGGUGGAGCCCAGCUUGGGGGUUUCAUUGACACCAGAAGAGCAAGCCUUGCUGACUGCUGCAAGCUCAGGUGACCUGCACAUGUUGUCCAGCUCGUGCAGUAGUGGUCUCAGCUUGUUGGUUAGGGACACAGAAGGUCACUCUGCUCUGCACUUCGCCUCCCAGAAUGGCCACACUGACAUCGUGAGCUUCAUUCUGCAAAAUGUUUCAAAGUUGAUCCUGGAUCUAACUGACAAAGAGACAGGAGACACAGCUCUGCACAAAGCUGCAUGUCAGAGACGUCAUGAGGUGUGCAGAUUGUUGCUAGAAGCCGGGGCUUCCCCCAACAAAACCAACUUUGUGGGGAAAACUCCCAAAGACUGUGCUCGGGAAGCUGGAGACUCUGAUUUGGCCUCCUAUCUGGAGAGCAUGGAGUCCGAACAGCCAGCCACACGUGAGGAUUUAGAGACCGCUGUGUGAAGAAACAAUAGGAAACUUGGUUCCUUCCAAAGACCCCGGCUUUCACAGCUCAUGAAAGUAUCGGAGUCCACUUUCUCACACGUAAAGAGACAGAGAAAGGGAAAAUGAGAAAGAGAGGUGAGAAGGUCACAGCAAUGACCUAAAGGAGCCUCAGAGAGACACAGAUGGUAGUCCUUUCUAGAGCAGAAACCCUGAAGAAGAGACAGAAAGGUUGUUGGUGCUUCCAGGGGAUCACUGUGGGUUUAGAAUGGUUUUGGGCAGAUUUGCAUUGGUAUUUAUUUAUUGCUUAUUUAUUGAUUUAUUUAUUGAAAGACUGAUUGUACUUAUCUAAAGAGACGUUGUUUUCCUCUUGUUAAGCCUGUGUACUGGUAUAUGAGGUGUUAGAUAAAUGCCAUGCAGAAUGCACAGUACAGUUUCCAAAAACAGGGCUGUAGAGGCACUGUGAUGGAGAUAUACAGAGGAACAGCAGGCACAAAAGACACUGCUGCCUAAGCCAGCCACCUCUCCCGCACACCAUGUGUAUGUGUAGUUGCAUAUUUUCAUCCAUAAUCACAACUGUACUACCAACCCAGGCAGGCAAAGGCCACAAGCUUCCUCUCAUGCAGGAAGAGAUUGCCAUCAUUUUUUCUUCUCUUAACCACCAGUCAUGUCCCAGUGGCACUAACUGUCAGUAUGCUUAAUUAAGAACACACACUCAUUUCCUGAAUCAGGAGGAGUAUGCUGUUCUACGAACUAAGCUCCUACUGCCUGAACCUAACACACCUCCUGUUAUUUCUAUUGUAACAUAGACAGAUGAUUGAAACUUGGAGUUGACAUUAUGUGCCUCUUAUUCAAGAAAUGUCUCCUUUAUUUGGCUCAGCUGGGAAGGUGGGUGACUCCCGUCCAAAAUGUUUCCAUAUCAGAACAAGUGAAGGUUGUAGAAAGUCAUCCAGUGUGGAAAACCUGUUUACGUUAUCUGUGUACAUACAGUACAUAGUGUUUAACUAUAUUCUGACAUCCGUUCUGUUCAUUUUUCUUUUGCGUGCAGUGACGGUGAUUGUGAAUUAUUAUGACAGUAGAUUAUCUUACAAAACAAAACAUCAUAAUCUGAGCCAUAUUCAAUGCAAUAUGAAUGGAUGACAUGUGCAUUAAACUCUUUAUUUUUACAUUACAUUAAUGUUACUAGAUGAAUGGUUAUCUAAGGCACCUACAAGCUAAGUGAUGGGACAUUUCAUUUCUUUAUUAGUCAUGGUAGAGGAUUUGUCUCGCUGUGUCAGUCCCUACAACCUUUUUCAGUUCAUUUUCUUAGCACUCCAACAUUCUGUUUCAAAUUGUGGCAAAAUGACAAAACCAGGAGUAGCAAGGUUCAGUCCGACAAAAGCAGCAUGUGUGCAUCUUCUGAUUGAAAAUCAUGAAACAGUAGCUUUUGAUGUUUGUUUUGGUAAAAAAAAAAUGGCAAAAAUAAUAGUGGCCACAUCCUGUUGCAUUAAAAACAAUGCAAGUUCAAAAAUAAAGCAUUUGCAUGAAAAUUGUCAUGAUGGAAACUUGUUACACCUGCUGUGAGAGUGGUUUAUAUAUUACUGAUCUGCUGUGUUUUGUAUUAUUUGUGAUUUUAUUGUGCAUGAGAUUUUGUUACCAGGAUAAUUCUGCUCAGUUAUGAGGUUAUAA